AUGUCGAGCCUUCCGCCUGUAUACAUCGUCUCUGCCGCCAGAACCCCUGUGGGGUCUUUCCUUGGCUCCCUCUCGAGCUUGAGCGCUACCCAGCUUGGCUCUGAGGCUAUCAAGGGUGCUGUCCAGCGCGCUGGCAUCAAGGGUGAAGAUGUCGACGAGGUCUUCUUCGGCAACGUGCUGUCCGCUGGCCUCGGCCAGGGCCCUGCUCGCCAAUGCGCCAUUGGCGCUGGCCUCCCUCAGAAGACCAUCGCCACCACCGUGAACAAGGUCUGCGCCUCCUCUCUCAAAGCCAUCAUCCUGGGUGCCCAGAACAUCAUCACCGGCACCUCCGACAUUGUCGUUGCUGGCGGCACCGAAUCCAUGUCCAACACCCCCCACUACCUCCCCAACCUGCGCAACGGUGCCAAAUACGGCGAUCAGACACUCAACGACGGUGUGCUCAAGGACGGCCUGACAGACGCAUACAAGAAGGAGCACAUGGGUCUUGCCGCCGAGCUGUGUGCCAACGAUAACGAGCUCUCCCGUGAGGCGCAGGACGACUACGCUGUCAAGUCUUACCAGAAGGCGCAGGCCGCCACCGAGGCUGGUCUGUUCAAGGAGAUCGUCCCCGUCGAGGUCUCGGGCGGCCGCGGCAAGCCCAACGUGACCGUGGAGCGCGACGACGAGGUCAAGAACCUGAACGAGUCCAAGCUCCGCAGCAUGCGCCCCGCCUUCAAGUCCGACGGCAGCGUCACCGCCCCCAACGCGGCCCCCAUCAACGACGGUGCUGCCGCUGUGGUGCUCAUGUCCGAGGCCAAGGUCAAGGAGCUGGGCGUCAAGCCCAUUGCCAAGAUCCUGGGCUGGGGUGACGCCGAGCGUGAGCCUGAAAGGUUCACCGUUGCCCCUGCUCUGGCUAUCCCCAAGGCCAUCAAGCACGCUGGUCUGACUGAGUCGGAUGUCGACUACUACGAGAUCAACGAGGCUUUCUCCGUCGUCGCUCUGGCCAACCUGAAGCUCCUGAACCUGGACGCCGACAAGGUCAAUGUCUACGGUGGAUCCGUGGCCAUCGGUCACCCUCUUGGCUGCUCGGGUGCCCGAAUCGUCACCACCCUGACAUCGGUGCUCACUGACAAGAAGGCCAAGAUCGGCGUUGCUGGUAUCUGCAACGGCGGAGGUGGUGCCUCGGCUCUGGUCAUCGAGAACUUGCAAUAA
This is a messenger RNA of Emericellopsis atlantica, 1191 nucleotides long. Its product is annotated as Thiolase, N-terminal domain-containing protein. Gene Ontology annotation, molecular function: acetyl-CoA C-acetyltransferase activity. The record is from RefSeq and is a predicted model, not a curated record. The transcript is spliced from 4 exons. NCBI's taxonomy places the organism in Eukaryota, Fungi, Ascomycota, Sordariomycetes, Hypocreales, Bionectriaceae. The coding region runs from base 1 to 1191 and encodes 396 amino acids. Gene Ontology annotation, biological process: ergosterol biosynthetic process; fatty acid beta-oxidation.